AGGAGCGGAGCCUCCUGCCUCACCUGUAACAUUUUUUUGGAUUGUAUCGAAGUUCGGUUCCCAGAGCAGGGAGAGGGAAAACAGCAAGAAAAUUCAGCAAGCGGAAGAGGGGCUUUCGUUAACAGCACUUGCCCGCUCUGUGAUACAUCAAAGUUAUUGAUUAAUAAGCAAACCGGCGAUAACUGAAACGAAAUGACAAGAGGAUUGCAAAAUUGAGAGGCAAAGAGAUUUCUUUUAAUCCUUAGGGCACUGCCAAGUCCAGUAUUUCUGAGGUAAUGUGAAUGACGUUUCUUUUAUUUCACAAUUCAAUUUUUAACUUUUUAAUGUAAUACAUCAGUUGACUUGUGGCAGGAGGACGUAAUCUGCCUGAUUUUAACCUUUUUGAUACUUCAAUAACAACACAAUACUUGAACACUUAAGCACAAACAGAAAUUCUUAAAAAAAAUACAUUAAAGUGCACAGUAGGAACAAGAAUUGCGAGAGGUGAUCUGAUUUGGCUGGCUACAACCACGAUCGUGCAGUGCAUUCCACAGCGUCUCAGGACAAUAUGAGCGAAUACUGGUUAAUUUCGGCCCCUGUGGACAAAUCGAACCAACAAAUAUGGGAAAGAAUGAACACUGUAACUGAAAAAGCCAGUUUGUCAAAUAAUUAUAAGUUCCUGAUCCCUGAACUCAAGGUGGGGACAUUAGAUUCAUUGGUUGGACUCUCAGAUGAACUCGGAAAGCUUGAUACGUUUGUUGAGGGCAUCGUAAAGAAGCUGGCACAGUACACAGCAGAUAUCAUGGAGGAUUCCAAGGAUAAAGCUCAAGAAAACCUAUUAGCUAAUGGAGUUGACCUUCAUAGAUACGUGACACAUUUUCAAUGGGACAUGGCUAAAUAUCCUAUAAAACAGUCACUACAAAAUAUAACAGAAGUUAUUGCUAAGCAAAUCUCACAGAUUGACACUGAUUUAAAAUCUCGUGCAAUGACCUAUAACAACACCAAGGGAAACCUACAAAAUCUGGAAAGAAAAGCUGUGGGCAGCCUUUUGACCCGUACCUUAGCAGACAUUGUAAAUAAGGAAGAUUUUGUGUUAGAUUCAGAAUAUCUCACAACUCUUCUGGCUUUUGUCCCAAAGUCCAACUACAUCAACUGGCAAAAGACGUACGAGUCCCUCUCUGACAUGGUGGUUCCUCGAUCAACCAAAAUGAUCAUAGAAGACACAGAGGGAGCCCUCUUUACAGUAACUCUCUUCAAAAAAACUGUGGAUGAAUUCAAAAUCAGAGCCAGAGAAAACAAAUUUAUAGUGCGUGAAUUUAGCUACAGUGAAGAGGAAUUGCAUGCCGAGAAGGAGGAAAUGACACGACUGAGUGCAGAUAAGAAACAACAGUAUGGUCCUUUGCUGCGUUGGCUAAAAGUUAAUUUUAGUGAAGCAUAUAUUGCCUGGAUUCACAUAAAAGCUUUAAGAGUUUUUGUUGAAUCUGUCCUUAGAUAUGGGCUUCCUGUUAACUUCCAGGCCAUGCUCCUCCAGCCAAAUAAAAAAACCAUGAAGCGACUACGAGAUGUGCUCAAUGCACUUUUUAAACAUCUAGAUGAAGUUGCUGCCGCAAGCACCAUUGAUGCUAACAUGGAUAUCCCUGGACUGAAUGUUAACCAACAAGAUUACUAUGCUUAUGUCUACUUCAAGAUUGACAUUGACUUAUUUAAUUUUAAGUAAAUCUUUGACUAAAUGUGAAAAUGUCACUUGGUUUUCUGUAUAGGAUGACUUUUAUAUAUAAAUAUCACAUGCACUCAUACAUAUACACAUGGAAGUGAGUCACUUGGUAAUCCUUAAAAAUGUUAAACUGAACUGAAAUAAGAUUUUAAAAUAUGAUGGUUAUGGUUUUCUUAUACAGAACAUUUUUAAUGAUAAAAUCUGUACGCUGCUGCCUUAUUAGUAAAUUUUGUUGAUUAUAAAUAAAAUAUUUCUUUAUGAGGAUACCAUUUUCAGUAAUUUCUGCUAUCCAUAAUAACUCUCAUUUAUGCUUUUAUUUCGCCCAGUUGUUCAAAGUUUCAAUCAUUUAGCAUCAUAUCCAUGGUCAGUGUUGCAUUUAUGUUCUUUUUACAUCAAAUAUUUAUCUAUGCACACAAUAAUUUCCUUUGUGAUUUGAAAAACAUUCAUACCAUGUCCUUUUUCCCAUUCAAAAUAAAUUGAGCAACCUCAUCGUA
Carcharodon carcharias (great white shark) is the source of this 2187-nucleotide messenger RNA. Its product is annotated as V-type proton ATPase subunit C 1-A-like. Gene Ontology annotation, biological process: proton transmembrane transport. The transcript is spliced from 13 exons. Gene Ontology annotation, molecular function: proton-transporting ATPase activity, rotational mechanism. Lineage: Eukaryota; Metazoa; Chordata; Chondrichthyes; Lamniformes; Lamnidae. The record is from RefSeq and is a predicted model, not a curated record. Gene Ontology annotation, cellular component: lysosomal membrane; vacuolar proton-transporting V-type ATPase, V1 domain. The coding region runs from base 548 to 1696 and encodes 382 amino acids.